UAUUAUCCCUUAUUACAAGAUACGCUUCCGCGCUGGCCGCACGUACAAUAGUCGUCUGUCGACCUCUUUUGUGGAGCGGAGUGCGAAGUUUCAGUUUGUUUACGAAAAGCCAGAGCGAUGCAUAGUGCGUUAGUUAGCGCGAUUGUGUCAUCGACCGAGCGCCGGUUAUCGCUAAAUUGCGAGUGAAUCACGGACAAUGUUCGUUGCGGAGUUUUCGAAAAAAACUUCUUGUGUAUUUGUGAACUUUUGAGAUCGAAUCUCUUCGCUGCCAAACUUAAAGUGACUGUGUACCCGAGUGUCAAAGUGAACUUUUGUUAAAUAUAACAACUUUUAUAUUUGAUAAACGAAGAAAUAAAUAAAAAGUUUUGUAAAAUCUAAAAUACGUCUUACAAUUAACUGAUUGACUUACAAUUAGGGAAUCAAAAAGAACUAAAACCCUAGUGCGUCGUGACAAGAACGCGCACAGCAUUUAUGUAUACAAAACAAACCGCAAUCUGUCCACGCUUCUUCCGUAGAAAAAGGCGUUGUGAGAGACAAAGAUGGCAAUAGCAUUCAACUUGCCAAGUGAGAGAGAGGCGGCAGAGGAGAACUUUUCACGGUUGAACCGGCUCCUAGCCGAGCUGUACGAGGUUCUAUGCCACAUCUUGGUAUCACGACAUCCUGGCCAAGAGGUGCAGGACAAUCGCCGAGACCGGCCGUACUCCGAGUCAGACAUCGUACGACCAUCAGCAGCCCCGCCCCCGAGCCGCUUAUCAGCUUCGUCUCCCCCCCUAACACUUCCCUUGGACAUGGACCUUGAUGACGACGUAUUCGUGAGCCCACGAACAGAUAAUGGCAACGACCGAUUUUCAACCACCAACCUGGAGAUCUUCAGAUAUGGGAGUCCAAGAACUCCAGCAGGGGUCUUGCUUAGUCCUCGAAGGGAGUCCUCGUUUAACUUUUCAGUGACUAGCGAGAAGCAUUGGAGGGAUAAGGGAGGAACAGAUGUGGCUGAUGGCGUUCAUGAUACGGAUGAGACCGACGCAGCAUCUCCAGAGUGCCCAAACGAGAAACGUUCGUCCGAGAGUUCAAUUCUCUCAUCCAUCAUGCCUGACAGCAUAUCUGGCUCCAUCUGUACCGCUGUCCUCUUCAUGCUGGGAUGGAAACUCCUCUCGAACAAACGGUGAAGAGUGAAUACGAAAUAAUGAAUUGAUAUACAUCGGAAAGUAUAAAAGCUCAUUGGACCAUAUGUCAUUUAGUAUAUUUUCUUAAAUCUAAAUCCAUGGUUAUUAGAUUAAUUUGUCUAACUAAUUGACUAAUUUGUCCAUACCUGCAUAUAAUUUGUGUAAUCAUAUGUUGAAAUCAAAGCAUAAAAUGUGCGUAUUUGAUAGAUUUUGAUCAAUUGGUCAAUUGUCAUUUUCGUUCGCCAUUGAUUUCGCAUAACCAAUAUCAAAGUAAUUGAAUGUCCUUUGAGGUUUUAUAUUUUCUUUUGUAUUCUGUGAAGACGCCGUAUUAAAAUUGGAAGCAAACUUGGUUUCAUAGUUUUAAAUCGAUUUUUGUAUAAAAUUCCACGGUUUUUAAACUGUGGCCUGAUAGAUUUUGAUAUACACGUCAAUAUAUCGGGUAUGUCAUUUGAAUAUUUGUGCCCUCUUGUAUUAAGGCCUAUAAUCGUCAUUCGUAUUUUAUUCCUAAAUAUUGGUAACUGUAAAAUUAUUCUUGUAUAUAAAAUAGCGCUGUAUAAAUUGUUAAUAUUUCAGAAAUAUACAUUUUCGCGUUAGUUAUAACCUAUAUAAUUCGUAUUUAACGAAAAUUUUAUACUGUUACGAAUUUUUUCUUCAGAAAACAUGUUUAAUGGAAUUUAUAAAUUAUAGUUAUAUUUAAAAGGAAUUUAAUAGAAGAAUAUAAUAUUGUAAUCGCACUUGUAUGUACUUCUGUUUGUCUCUAUACUCUAGUCCCUAAGGCUUUAACACACGAUUUUCAUUAAUACUAUGAGAGUUAUGGUAUUAAAGAACUUUUUUAGUAUUGUAUUGUAGUAUAUAUUUUAUUACUUAUAUUGAAAGCAUUCGUGCUACAACCUUUGGUCUGCGCUUGAAGUUUGUACAUAAAAUAAAAUAAAUCAAUGGCGCCACAAUAUUUUCAAGUUAUUCUGAUCAUUUGUUAAUCUAAUAGGCAAGUAGGUGAUCAGCCUCCUGUAACUGACACACGCAGUCGCCAUUUUGGGUCUAAGGCAUGUCGAUUUUUUUACGAUGUUUUCCUUCCCCGAACGAGCUAAUGUUACAUGCGCUAAUGAAAAGACAAGACCACUGGUACACAACCGGAGUUCAAACCUACGAUCUCAGGGAAGACAGUAGCCCGCUCAAGCCUCUAGGCCAAUACUGAUCAAUAACAAUGUCGCACUUUAAAAACAGAGAAUUUGUGCAUCUCAUACUUUAUUCUUCAUUCAUUGAAUAACGUUACAACAAAAUAUUUUAUAAUUAAAAUCAAUUUAGAACGUAUGUCCUACGAAGUGUAUGUAUAUUAUUAAUUAUAAAUAAUUUUAUAUCGACUUGAAAGGGCUAGUAUAAAAUCCAAAAGGAGUACCUAUAACUACGAUUAGAAAAUUUAGGUCAAGCUUACUGAUAAAAAAUAAUCUGCAUAUAGCAGAUAGCAUAGCAUAAUAAAGCAGAUUCUAGUUAGAAGUCUCCAAUUAUAUUCCUUCUAAAUAAUUAAUGUAAAACGCACAAAAACGUAACAAUAUUAGAACUUUUGCGAUUAUUCGGCUUUCGGUGUUGUCAAUUUAAAGCAAUAAAAUCUAGACGAAUUUAUCCAUGUUUUAUUAUUAGGUAAUAAUAUUAAAAUCUGGGACUAUAUAUUUCACAAAUUCCAAAGAAACAGCCUAAAAUUAUCAUCGAUUGAUCUCAUUAUUGUUGUAAUGAAAAUGAUUAAUUUAGUUUAGAUAAACGGUUCGUGCCAAGAACUCCGAAAAUAUUUAAUCAAUAGAAUAUUAAGAUAAUAUAAAAAUAUAAUUUAUCGCAUUAAUACAAAAUUAUAAAGAAUCUAUACGAUUCGUUACCGUACAGAUGCUUUUAUUGUUUUAAUCUAAUUUAUAAAUUAUUCACUCGUAUAGGUUAAUUAAUAAGUAUAUAACGAAUAGUGGCUUCAAUCUUCGUAUUUUUAUUCAAUUGUUUUUUGUAUGAAAACGUAGCUAAAGAUAUUCCAUUUUUGAAAUUCCAUUUUGGGAUCAAUAAUAUUUCGGGAACAAAAUUUUAGUUUAAGCAUAGUAAUUUUAUUUAGUGUAUUUUUGCUUUAAGAAAGACAAAACAAUGAAGGAUGUGUUCAAUUGUGAUAUGUUAUUUAAGGUGAAAGGUUAAUUAAAAAAGUUUUCAUAAUGAUCUCUUGAAAACUCUUAUUUGCUAACACUUCGCUUCAAAGCGUCCAAAAAAAUCGCAUAAUCAUAACUCCUUACAUUAAAUACAUUGUUUUCUGGCUAAACAGAUUUAAAACAACAAACCCAACUUAAAGUGUGGAAACUACUACAUUUUGGAUUAAAGAUCGUAAAAACUAAAAAUCAUAUUUAAAAGACAAUGAUUGUUUUGGAUGCAUUUGAGUGAAGUUCAAAUAAAAAUCAAUGCAGUAAGAGUUUUGUAUAUAAAUUAAAAUUGGUAUGCUUUUGCUGUUUAAGAAUUGUAGCGAAAAAUUUCUAAAUUUCCGUACUAAUGCUUUGUGUUUUUGAAGAAUGAGUAAAUAAAUAGUUUUGGAAUCUUUUAAUAGGACCAUAGAGAAUGAGAACUAUAAAAAGGGUUUUUAAGGAUUAAGAUAUUUUUCAUUGAAUGUUGUCUUAUUCAUUCUUCAAAACAGUGCUUGCGCCUGUGUAAUUACUUGUAUAAUAUUAUAAGCAAUAUAAUUGUAAUUAGAUUUUAAGAUAAGCUUCGCUGAUUUAUACAAAGUACUUACGUCCUUUUGAUUUAUAGAAAGAGAGAUUUCAAAUUUAGAUUGUGAACUAAAAAUCAAAUUAAUUUCUCAAAGCACGUAACAACUCAGUAUUAUUUUAUAUUGAGUAUUUCGUUAAAUAGGACCUUUAUUUUACACGCGAUUUCUAUAUUUAAAAUACCAAUCGUAACUACUACAAGUCGCAAUAUGCAGAGUGCUUUGACAGGCUUUUAAAUAAAGGACCCGAAGGUAUUACGAGCGUGAACAAAUAUGAAGAACGAAAAAUUUUGACAAACCUUUUCUUUUCAUUGCGUAUUAAAAGAUCGACGUCGAAAAUAAAGGACCUAUAAAGCUAUUUAAUGGCAUAGACCUUUAUAUAACUAGUUUAAAAAUGUGUGAUUUUAUUCUUUAGUAUAAUUGCAGGCCUGUAUAUUUUAAAAUAAUUAAUUUUAGUUAAGUUUUAUUUCGUAAUCGCCUUUUACCAAUAAGUUGUAUGCCAGAUAUUUGUAAUUUUAUAU
This is a messenger RNA of Pieris brassicae (large cabbage white), 4406 nucleotides long. RefSeq lists its product as uncharacterized. The coding region runs from base 540 to 1166 and encodes 208 amino acids. The record is from RefSeq and is a predicted model, not a curated record. NCBI's taxonomy places the organism in Eukaryota, Metazoa, Arthropoda, Insecta, Lepidoptera, Pieridae. The transcript has 3 exons.